CGAGUGCACGGCUUCGAUUCUCACCGGAAAUGACGCACGACGGCCUCUUCUCUCUCAGCUGCUGUUAGCUGGCUGCUAGACGGACCGUCGAGAAAUCGACCAAUCCCGUCAAAAACUAACAUAUCUGGAUUGCGUGCGUUUGUCACCCGACAUCAUGCCCAUGUACAAGGUAAAGCCCGUCAGUCCCGGGGACAUAAAGAUUGAUUUGCCAACGUGCAUGUACAAGUUACCAAAUGUCCACGCGCAGAGAAUGAACUGUGGAGAGCACGCGCUUCAGUGAGAUGUUUGAUUUCCUGGACUCACACUUUCAGUUUAAUACACUGCAGUUUACCAGCAACUAGCAACAACAACGACUCCCUGAGAUACUUAGGAAGGAGAUGGAUCAUAUCAGAAAGGAUGUUGAUGAUGAUAUGAACGGGGAGGUGGAUCCUGCUCUGAAGGCGCUGGAGGAGCGACAGGACGAGGUCUUGAGAAGACUGUAUGAGCUAAAGGCAACGGUGGACGGGCUGGCUAAGACAGUGACCACUCCUGACGCAGACCUGGAUGCCAGCACACUGUCCCGCGGACCGGCCGAGGCUGUGUUCAGAGGAACGGCAGAUCUAGACUCCUUACUGGGCAAGGACCUGGGUGCGCUGAGAGACAUCGUGAUCAAUGCCAACCCUGGCCAUCCUCCUCUGUCCCUGCUGGUUCUCCAUGCUCUGCUGUGCCAGCGCUACCAGGUGCUCUCCAGCGUGCACGUGCACUCCUCAGUGAGCGCUGUGCCCCCUCCGCUGCUGUCCUGCCUGGGCCCGCGCCACAUAGACAGCUACGCCCGCCAGCGCUUUCAGCUCGGCUUCACUCUCAUAUGGAAAGAUGUGUCAGAGCUGCAGAUGAAGUUCAACACGCAGAGCAUGUGCCCGAUCGAGGGCGAGGCCAACGUCGCCCGCUUCCUCUUCCGUCUUCUGAGUGCCGAACCCCAGGACCCGGUCGCUGUCACGCAGAUGGACUCCUGGAUCGACACGGCAGUUUUCCAGCUGGCCGAGGGGGGCAGUAAAGAGCAGGCGGUCACGCUGAGGUCACUGAACUCUGCUCUGGGACGUUCGCCGUGGCUUCUGGGUCAGGAGUUCUCUCUGGCAGACAUCGUGUGUGCCUGCUGGGUCCUGCGGGCCGGCCUGAACACCUCUGCAGCAGCUAACGUACAGCGCUGGCUCGAGUCCUGCCAGAACCUGGGCCACUUCGACUGCGUUUAUCCAUUACUACAGUGACGAGAGCUGGGAGAUCAGUGCAGGUCGCACUCCACAAACUGAUACACCACAGUAAAUCAGAUCAUGAAAAGAAAAAUGCAACGUGAUGUCACCGACCAACUGUAACCUGUUCUGACAACAAACACGGUUACAUCCCACAAUCGUGUGUUAACUGAGCUCAGGUGUGUAAUAUGGAAUGUCUAGAAGUGAUGUCACUGGUGAUGUCAUGUUUGAACUGGAGGUGAUCUGAAACUGAUCCCAGGUCAGCGUCAUAGAUGCAAACACUCAGAGAGAGGGCAUUUAGGAUAAUGAUACUGUAAACACAGCUCCCUCCCGCCUUGUGCCUAAUAAAACAUUGUACUGGAAGAUGUUGUGUGUUGCUGUGACAUAAUCUAUCGGGUGUUAAAAGAAGCGUUUGAAAUGUGAACCCAAGGACCUACUGGUAUGUGAUGGUAUGAGAGGUGAUACUUUGUAGCGUCUUUUUCAUAAAGCUUAUUAAACAUGUUCACUUGGGGUUAGACGUUUA
Molecule: messenger RNA, 1749 nt
Organism: Carassius gibelio (silver crucian carp)
Lineage: Eukaryota; Metazoa; Chordata; Actinopteri; Cypriniformes; Cyprinidae
Gene: aimp2
Product: aminoacyl tRNA synthetase complex interacting multifunctional protein 2
Exons: 5
Coding region: 378-1244 (288 amino acids)
Cellular component (GO): aminoacyl-tRNA synthetase multienzyme complex
Source: RefSeq, a predicted model, not a curated record